Molecule: messenger RNA, 570 nt
Organism: Cetraspora pellucida
Lineage: Eukaryota; Fungi; Glomeromycota; Glomeromycetes; Diversisporales; Gigasporaceae
Source: the annotation of a GenBank genome assembly
AUGUUGACUUAUUAUCUACAUUCCGAAAAUUCCGGCCGAUAUUUUCCGGGCAGGCCCGUAUCAUUAGUCUUAACUUGCAAUGAAGACUCUGACUGUAAAGAAACUACUUUGAUUUGCGUUAAUCACAUUUGCCAAGAUUCCGAUAAUCGAACUUUUAAUACCCCUUGCUCCGUUGAUAAUGCAUGCGCAAGCAAGAUAUGUUGGCCGUUUUCAAAUGGUCUUCUCGGAUGUACUCGUCUCCCAGGAGACGUUUGCAAUGCUGAUGAAGAAUGCCCACAACAUGUUUGUGUAAUAACAUGUGUAGAAAGUGACAAUCGUUCUCCUGGACAACUUUGCAUUGUUCAUCAAGCGUGUGGUCCGAAUGGCUUAUGUAUUAACAACAGAUGCGCUCAAGACAAUGAUACACUAUGCACAGAUGACACCAAUUGUAAGUCUUUGGUUUGUGGUAAAAAUACCACCAAGUGUCAAGAUAGGGAUGAACGUAACUUAGGAGAUCCUUGUCUAAUUGGUUUGGCGUGUAAAUCUGGUCUUGGAUGUCAUUCCCAAAAAUGUAGUGAUACUUCUGAAUAG